AUGCUGAGAAUCUUAAGCUUUUUGAGCCAUCUCUACUUGAAUCCCAACGAAGAUACUCGCCUUCCAUCAGUUGAUGACUUAAAGAUUGAAAGAGAAGUCCCUAUGCAGGAGGAUUGUAUCUUAGAGCAGAAGGUUCGUGAAAUCAGUAAUGGAAAAUAUGAAUAUUUCCGCAUUGGCAGAAAAGGCUUAGCUGGGCCAGAGCACGGUGUUAGUGGUCGAGCUGGGUCUGACCAUGGUGUUAGUGGUCGAGCUGGGCUUGAGCCUGGUAGCCAUCUAUUUUUCCACCCUAACUCUUGUGGGCUUAUGGGCCCAUUGGUCCAUGAGUUUGGGCCCCGUGCGCAUGAGUUUUUAGACAGCAACCACUUGCUUAACGCCAUGAGUCAAGAGUCUAGCCCUGACGAACUUGUCACUCCUACUGCGUCUAGGAAAGGAAGGAAGAAAUCCAAUUGCCUAACUAACAUUAAGACUUGCCCGAAGGAGAUGAGGAAAGACAUUAACGAACUCCGUGAUCAGAGCAAGGACAUCAUGGAGGAAGCCGAGAAGACUCAUACAGGAAGACAACGAAGGCUAGAAGAGUGGCUUCAAGAACAUGGAGAUCCUCAAUGCGGUGGACCCCAACACGAGGUGAACUUCAAUGUGUGGGACAUGAAAGGGGUGAGAGCCAUCCCCGAUCUCCUAAUGGAAUGA
Prunus armeniaca (apricot) is the source of this 687-nucleotide messenger RNA. The record is from the annotation of a GenBank genome assembly. NCBI's taxonomy places the organism in Eukaryota, Viridiplantae, Streptophyta, Magnoliopsida, Rosales, Rosaceae.